Molecule: messenger RNA, 2459 nt
Organism: Pseudovirgaria hyperparasitica
Lineage: Eukaryota; Fungi; Ascomycota; Dothideomycetes; Acrospermales; Acrospermaceae
Exons: 2
Coding region: 1-2427 (808 amino acids)
Source: RefSeq, a predicted model, not a curated record
AUGUCCACCAGUAUCAAGCUCGACAGCAUGUCAGCCUCCCAAUGGACCCCGACAACAAAAAUAACAACAAGAUCAACAACACGCACUGCCAUCAUCAUCCUUGGCAGCAUCCUAAUCGACUGGCUCCCCACACUCCUCCAUUUUGCCCUUUACUGCUCCGCCUUUGCCGGCAUCGUAUACGCUACGUAUACACAGCUGGAAAUACAGGAUAGCCCCUUCUACGUCUACGUCCUCACGCAUCUCUACGUUGGUAGUGGUAGUAGCAGCAGUAGUAACAUACCGCUUGCCGCCACCGCCGUCCGACCGGUGGCGUAUUUCGCCGCUUUUGCACUACUGUGGAACCUGGGCUGGCUUACGCGGGGAGUUGCCGGGUGGGUGGUGGAGGAAUCUGGGUAUGGGAUGUAUAGGGAUUUGUUCUUUGGGUGGGUAGAGAGGGAGAAGGAGAGAGAGCAUGAGCGUGGCCGUAGGCUGAAUGAAGAAGUGAUUAGACUUGUGAAUGAGUCGCUGGUGCGGCAGAAUAGGAGGUGGGAGCGCUUUGCAAGGGCUUAUAUAAGGGCUGGUGUUGAGCGGAGGAGGGGGUUGAAGAGGAGUGGCAUCAUGGUCAUGGUUGAUCAGGGGCCGUGGAUGAGCAAGGGUUCUGUGGUGUUGGGUUUGGCGGUAGAUGAAGAUAGGGGUGCUGAGACAGCGAGAGAUGAGAGGGUGAGAUCAACGACUCUGCAAGUCGUAAAUGCGUCUGCGGAGGUUGCGGGAGCAUCUUCACCGAAGAAUCAGGAAGAUCGCCCAUCGGCCUCGAACGACUCUAACUCUACCACCUGCAGGACAUCAAGUCUUGCAGAAGUCCCAGAGAUUACUAAAAUCUCUUCUGUCUCUUCUCCUUCCGCCAUUCGCGACUUGAUGCCGUGGGACGAUAAAGCACCAGGGCCGGUAUCAAGUCCUGAAGUUUACCACCUCCCGAAAAGCUCACCUAUCGUCGGGACGGAAGCUCCAAGACACCAGGAAGUAUCUCCGGAAAUGCCAUCGAAGCUAGACAGUACUGAGCCUGAAGGACCACCUGUUUCUAAACAAACCUCGGACGGCUCACUGAACUUGAACGUCCAGGAAAAGACACCUAUUCAAGAUCAAUCCUCGCUACCAAAAUCAACACCAGGCCCAGAGUCCACUACACAGCUGAUUCCCUCACAGCCGUCCACUCCAGGCCAAGGUCGAUCAGCGAGUCUUGACGUUACUACCCCUGACGCUACGUCCUUGCCAGAUCCAACAUCAAGCCGAGACAUAGCAACACCUCGCGUCGACACCCGCUCCAUCACUAUUUGUUCCCCGUCAUCUUCAGGGGGUCUCAAAACUCAAGACAUAAAAACAGGCAUAAACGUAAAGCAAGCCGCAUCAAUCAUCGACCUCGGCGGACGACCGGAAGACAUCCGCUGCUCCCCAAGACCCCACAGACCAACGUCCACAAUCGCUGAAGCCUCGGACGAAGGCUCCCUUUCUCUACACAGCCUGGAAUCUAGACGUACCACUGACACGCCCUCCAUCGACCCUAGCAGCCCGACAUCGCCAACCUCCACCAUCACUGCCCCCACUCCCACUCCCACUCCCACCUACAGAAACGCCAAUCCCUCCCCACCAUCCCUCCAUCCAGGACCAUCAGGAAUCGAACACCCCGAAUCCUCCCUCCUUGGCCGUCUCCGCCGCUCCGUCUCGCAGCGCUCCUUGCAAACACCGCGCUUGACGCUAUCUGCGCGCAGCGCCAGACUGCAUAGAGCGCGCUCGGCGCAGUUCCAUAAUGGUUCUGAUACGCCUAUGCCUGCGUUCAUGCCUAUGUCCGCGUAUACAUCCACGCCUAUGUUUGCGUCUGCGUCUAGACACAUCCGUUCGUCGUCAAGCCCACCCAGUACCCCCAAGCCUAAGCCUAAACGUAGUCUGAGAGAUAGACUGCGUGCUCUCGCCAAUACGACGACGACAACGACACCGUCAAAGAUUGAGGCCAAGGCUGAUACGUUGGACGCUCACGAUACUGCUACGCCUUUAGCGAGUCCAUCCCCGGCCCCUGCCACAGCAAGCACAAGCACCGACUUCCCUACAGCACCUAUUCCCCCGACUCCCGAAACGACGAUGAUGGCGAAUCCUGCAACUCCCGUAACGGCAACAAUGAUAGUGGCAGAUGCGUUUCCUUCCUCUCCACCUGCGCCGCCUUCACUACCACACACGCCACGUAUCCUCAUAACCCGCGCAUCCAACCCCGCGUCUGGAUCCCCACGAUCUAGUUUUUCCUCCGGCGCAGACGAUGAUGUAGCGUCGUCAUCGUCGCCGUAUUCAUUGCUUGAGGAGAAGUUUUUACCUGUUGUGGUGCGUCGUGAUGGAGAGGGAAAGGGAAAGGGAAAGGGGAAGGGAAAGGAUGAGGCCAGGAAGGACGUUGGGGGCAAGUGAUGGGUGGAAGGGCAUAGAGCGCGGAGAAAGGC